AUGGCUCGAACACACAGUUAUCCAUCUAUGGAUGAACCAGAGAAUAUGACGGCUAUGUACAAUCCCAAGCUAUUUGAAGGAGAUAUUGUCUAUACGGCGGGAACAUUCAGUGCUUUGAGAUCAUAUAAUCCCGGUAUACGCUUUAAUACCGUUCCCGGUGUUCAAAGAAACGCCGUGAAACAGGCAUACCUGAAAUGGACUGAAGGACGAAUUCCAUACACAAUUAGUUCACAAUACUCAUCAUUCAGUCGUGCGAAAAUAGCUGAAGCAUUAGAUGAAUACAAAAAGAAGACUUGCAUACAGUUUUCACCUAAAAGUGCCGCUGAUCAAGAUUACAUUCACAUAGUACCUGAUGAUGGAUGUUACUCAUUAGUUGGACGUGUCGGUGGUAAACAGCCAGUAAGUCUUGGAGAUGGUUGUAUUCAAAAAGGAAUUAUCAUUCAUGAGCUUAUGCAUGCUGUUGGCUUCUUUCAUGAACAAAGUAGAGCUGAUAGAGAUGAAUACAUUGUUAUUAAUUGGAAUAACGUUGAACCAGGACUUCAAGAUCAAUUUGAUAAGUACUCAUUAAGUAUGAUUGAUCAUUUAGGAACAAAAUAUGAUUAUGAAUCUGUUAUGCACUAUGCACCAACGGCAUUUAGUAAAAAUGGUAAGCCAACAAUUGAACCAAAACAAGCUAAUGUUGAAAUUGGGCAACGAAUGGGAUUCAGCGCUAACGAUUUGUAUAAGAUUAACAAGCUUUAUAAUUGUUCAAAUUUAGAAGAAGUAGAAACCGUUACUACUUUAUCAAAAGCAGCUAAAAAGCCAUUAACUGCUGGCAAAACUGGUACUGGUUCUUCAAUAAAGAAAGAAAUUGAAGAAAAUUCUGGAAAACCUGUUGAAGAAGAUUGUGUUGAUAGACGAAGAGACUGCGAAUUUCUCGCACGCGCAGGUCAUUGUGAUUCCAAGUUCAGCAAGAAGUUCAUGGCUGAAAACUGCUCCAAGAGUUGUGAUAAGUGUCCAACCGAAAAAGUUGUGAAGGAAACAGAUAAGAGUGAAAGUACUAAAUGUGAAGAUGCCAGAACAUGGUGUGAGAAAUGGGCUAACAGCGGCAUGUGCACACAAGCCUUAUUCAAACCAUACAUGUCAAAGAAGUGUGCAAAAAGUUGUCAACUCUGUUAA
Molecule: messenger RNA, 1158 nt
Organism: Auanema sp. JU1783
Lineage: Eukaryota; Metazoa; Nematoda; Chromadorea; Rhabditida; Rhabditidae
Source: the annotation of a GenBank genome assembly